Messenger RNA from Trypanosoma cruzi, 2058 nucleotides. RefSeq lists its product as uncharacterized. The record is from RefSeq and is a predicted model, not a curated record. The transcript has a single exon. NCBI's taxonomy places the organism in Eukaryota, Euglenozoa, Kinetoplastea, Trypanosomatida, Trypanosomatidae. Gene Ontology annotation, biological process: fatty acid metabolic process; carnitine metabolic process. Gene Ontology annotation, molecular function: carnitine O-palmitoyltransferase activity. Gene Ontology annotation, cellular component: mitochondrion. Bases 1 to 2058 code for a protein of 685 amino acids.
AUGGGUCCGCAUGGCGACACGGCCUCACGCCUCUCUCAGCUGCCGUUGCCCGACGUUGCAACGCUGCUGAAACGGUACGUUGAGUUUUUGGAUCCGCUAGACGGCGUCGAUGGAAAAGAAACGGCUGUUAACUUUGCUCAGCAGGUGACGCGGUGUCUUCGGGGAGGAGACGGUGAAGUUCCUCCAGAAUGGCGCGGCAUUGCGGAAUAUUUUUGCUUUUUGGAGCAAUAUGCAAGGGAGUACAAGCGUAUUUGUAACAAUUUGCUGCGUACCUCGCACAUGGCGGCUUUGUGGAAUUCAUUUUAUCUUGGCAACCGGAGUGCACUGCCAUUUGGAUGGAACUACACGUUGUAUCUUGAUGGGCCCUCGCUUGAACAACCCUGCCAGCAACUGAAUAUUUCUUUGCCGGCCUUGCGGGCGGCAAUCAUUGGGGCAGCAUCAUUUCACUUGCGUCGUCUCGUUAAGAACCCACGUUUUUUCACUUUGGAGGGGCAGAGUCGUCUCCCAACUUCUUGCCGUGUGGAUUUGAAGCUCUGCCGUGACCAAUUGACACGAUUAUUUCGAACUGUUCGUAUUCCUCACCUUGGCAUGGAUGGGCUUCGUUGGUCGUGUACAAACAAGGUACUGAUUCUCCGUAGGGGGCAUCCGUUCGUCUUGGAUUGGGUUAGUUUUGGUGCUGAGGAUGAGGUUAGCGGCUUGGGGUUGCGGUGGUUGGAGGAGGUGGUUGCAAAUGCUCGUCUAAUUAACGCUUUCAUUUGCGAGACGUCAACGUUGUCUUUGCAAAGGGAAAACCCAUUGGUAUUUUCAAGCGGGUGCCGUGGAACGUGGGCGCGUAUUUUUGAGAGGUUGUGGAAUGAAGGGACUUCAAAGGCAGCUCUGGAUGAUAUUACGUCCUGCAGCUUUUCAAUUUGUCUCGAUGAUGAAAUGGACCCCGCCCUGUCUCUUCACGGUGGUAAGUACCCGGAGAAUCGCUAUCCUGACAUCAAUGUUAUGUACAUGUUAAACCCCGCGGGCGGCGCCAGCUGCAAUAUGGAGCAUUCGUGGGGUGAUGGCAGUACCAUGUUACUGGUUUGCAGUAUGAUCCACCACUAUGCCGUGUCUUUUUGCAAGGAAUACAUUGCAUUGGAUCGAACUGCGUGGAUCAAUUCAUUGCCAGAUUAUAAAUCACACGUGAGGCCUGUCCAGUUUGGCUCAUUGACUGAAGAUAUUCUUGAUGCGAUUGCCGAGUGUCGCCAGGCCCAUCAGCGGCACGUGGAUAACACGGAGCUGACAGUGCGGAAUAUUUGUGCAUUUGGAAGAAAUGAAAUUAAGCGACACUGCCGUGUGAGUCCUGAAGCCUUUGUGCACGCCGCAUUUCAUCUCGCCCAGCGGCGACUCUUUGGUGACCAGCGAUCAACGUAUUGUGCCCUUUUAAUGAAAAAAUAUCAUCAUGGACGCACGGAGACUUUACGGACGGUCACACAAGAGACUCAGGCGUUGGCCGAUUUGGUGGAAUCGGCGGAAAAUACAAAAGUCUUUGAUCAAGCAGUUGCAGUGGCGUUGCAAAAGGCGAACGAAGAGCACUGCAGACGCAUUGCGGUGUGCCGUGCGGGAGAGGGAUUUCAUCGAGCUGUGACAUUCCUGCGGCGUCUCCACAAUGUGGCGAAGGAGCGGUUUACACGUGCAACUUCGCCGCCACUCGCGAGUGAUUUUUCAAAGGCUCUGGCUUUCGUUGAUGCCUUAUUUUUUGACUCUUCAUCUCUACGAGAGCUCUCAUGUGAUUAUCUUUCUACCUCCAAUAUCACUGGCAGUGGGAUUGCCUCUUUUUGCUUUACAGCCACACACCCAGAUGGCAUUGGAAUUGGUUACUCCCUCUUCCCUGACCACCUCACCUUUGCAUUUUCAGCGCACAAAAGUUUUGCACGUCCAUUGAAGGGCACGUGGAAAAAUAAGCUGGUGGAUGAGGGGGUUGCCAAAAGUGGUGGAAGACACAUAUGCCAACUAUAUGCUGAUGCAUUGGAGCAGUCCCUUUAUGACUUGUACCGUCUUUCAGCUGUGUUGCCUACUCCGAAACUUUAA